Molecule: messenger RNA, 3897 nt
Organism: Caenorhabditis bovis
Lineage: Eukaryota; Metazoa; Nematoda; Chromadorea; Rhabditida; Rhabditidae
Source: the annotation of a GenBank genome assembly
AUGACCUUCCUCCCUGUAAUAGUAGCAUCAUUCUUUUUUUCUAUUGCUAAUGGACAACCUGACUUUUUUGGACCGCCACCGCCGCCAAUAGGAUUUCCGCCUCCACCAUGGCGCAGGUAUCCAUUUGAUGAUCCAGAAUUUGAACCUGAUUCAUUCAGACCUCCAUUCGGACCACCACCACCAUUCAGAAGACCACCAUGGGCCAGGCCUCCAUGGGGCUUCCCACCCCCACCAUUUCCACCUCCGCCACCUCCGCCACCUCCGCCACCUCCGCCACCUCCGCCACCUCCGCCACCUCCGCCUCCCCCGCCAGCUGCAGAUUCUCCAGCUCCUCCAACACCUGAGCAGCCGUCAGUUCAAUUCUCAGAGAGCAUUGAUAGGAUAGUUAACAGUGUGAACACUCAUACAUCGGCAUUUCAACGACCAGGCGAGAGUUAUGAUAGAGUGUUGCAGAUAAUGGGCUCGUACUUAAACCGAAGGUCAAAUUCUCAAUUUAAUAUUAAUACAGAGGUGCCUGAUAAUGGCGUUUCUCACAAUGAAGAAUCCGUGAAUCGAAGGGCUAUUACCGGAAUGUUCGAAAACGAUAUGAUUCUCACAGUUCCCCAAAUGAACAAGGUCGCACAAAAUGGGUUUCGUGUGAAGAGGAAGAUGAAUAACAAUGGGACCACAUGGGGUAGAACCAUCUCCUAUAGAUUUCUGGACACUGAUACUUCAUGGCAGCAAUCUAUUACAAAUACUAUACGAUAUUUUGAAAGGAACUCUUGUAUUCGAUUUGUUCUGAAUGGUCCAAGUGCAGACUAUCUUGCAUUCAAUAGAGGAGAAGGAUGCUACUCAAGUGUCGGUAGAUUAGGAGGCGCUCAGGAAGUUUCGAUAGGCUAUGGAUGUGAAACGCAAGGGAUCAUUGCACACGAAAUUGGCCAUUCGUUGGGUUUUUGGCACGAACAGGCCCGACCGGAAAGAGAUUCCUAUGUUAGAAUAAACUUGCAAAAUGCGGUUGCCGGACUGCAAGGUCAAUUAGAUAAGAGAUCAUGGUCUGAAGUCAAUGAAUAUAGCAUUCCAUAUGAUUAUGGAUCGAUAAUGCAUUAUUCACCGAGGUCAUUUUCGAGGUCAUGGAAUUUAAAAACAGUUGAAACAUUGGAUCCGGCAUUUAUGAGCACUAUUGGAAAUCGCGUGGAACCAUCAUUUUUAGAUAUGAAGUUGCUAAACACGGCUUUUUGUCAAGGUGUUUGCCCCAAUAAUAUAAACUGCCAGCAUGGAGGAUACCCAAAUCCAAAUAAUUGUAAUACUUGUAAAUGCCCAACAGGAUUGGAAGGCACCUAUUGUGAAAGGCUUCAAACAUCUAAUUGUGGUGUGGAUCUGCCACGAGCUGGUCCUUCAUGGAGAAAUAUAUCAUUUUCCGGGUCUUCGGAUUGCUAUUGGAGAGUUACAGCGCCGCAAGGUGGUCGAAUUCGCUUCCAACUCACACACGUGUUCUAUAAAUGCGAUCCCGUUUGUGAGGAAUUUGUCGAGAUUAAAGACGGACUUAACCACGAAGUGACUGGAUUUCGGCAGUGUUGCAAAGCUGAGGUUGGACAGCGAGUUAGUAAAGGCAAUACCAUUCUUAUAAUAUCAAAAGCGAACCAAAACUCGCAAUUUGUUUUGACAUAUAGAAGUGAUGGUGCCCCAACCGCACCUCCUUCUCCACCCACGAGACGGGGAUUCUCGACGCAAUGGUCCGCAUGGACGACCUGCUCUGAAAGGUGUGGUUCCUGUGGAACCCAAUUCCGAACUAGAUGUACUAGUACUUCAAGCUGCUCACGACCACAAAGGCAAACAAGAGUAUGCAAUAGUCAACCAUGUGCUCAAGGAACAACGCGUGGGAAGCGAAGUGUUCUCAAUGAAAACGUCCCAAGGUCGAAACGAGCUGGCGAAUGGUGUUGCGCUCGAUUUAUUCUUUCACGUGGAGUUUGCGUGCCGGCCUUGGUGUCUGUAGUAGUUUGCCAAUACCCAUUAGGGCGUUCUUGUGGUGAAUGCCCAACACCAAUGUGUCAGCCUAGAAUGCCUUGCGCUGGUCUUCCGCAACCAAUUCCAAUGUGCCCACCACCACCGCCAUGCCCACCUCAAUUUUGCCCACCGCCACCGAUUUGCCCUCCGCCACCUCCACCAAUGCCGUGCCCCCUUCCACCACCACCACCUCCACUUCCACCACGACCAGCGUGUCCAUGUAUGAAUCGGCCACCAUUGUUCCCAAGCUUCAUGCCCCAAUAUUAUCCCCAAUCACCACCAAUGAUGUCUCAGCCGCUUCCAGCAGCAGGAGGAUGUGGAGGCGGAGGAAUUGCGCCAAUCAGGAUACCGGCUCAGAAUGACUGUUGUUGUGGUUGCUCAUCACCGUGCAAAUACAAAAGUGUCCGCCGAGCUGCUUUUGCAUCAAAAACCGUUGAUCCGUCAUGCAACAGCUCAGAGCUCAAAAACAUAAUUCUUGAUAACAUCACUGAUGAUGCAAGUGAAUCGAAACGCAACAUUCAAAAAAGUGCUGAAGAAGCUCUUGGGCACGAUGUCAACGUGAUCUGCGGAAAAGGAGAAUUCAGCUAUAUUGCGCACACCAAUACCUUCUGUCAAGCUUUCAAGGAGGAUAUAACUUGCUAUGCAUUCAAACCAUUAAUGAGGUCGUUCGUUCAAGUUCCAGCCAACUCCGACUUCCCAAUCGAGAAUUUGCCAUAUGGUGUUUUUUCAUCAAAGUCAAAUCCAAAUAAGAGAAUUGGGGUUGCGAUUGGCAAUGAGGUGCUUGAUCUUUCCGCAAUUGCCCAUCUUUUCAACGGACCAGAAUUGAAAGCUCAUCAAGCGGUUUUCACGAAGCAAACUCUCAAUGAGUUCAUGGGGCUUCCACGUGCCGCUUGGCUUGAAGCCCGCGCUAGACUUCAAGAAUUGCUUUCUGACAGUUGCCCAACUCUCAGAGAUGACCAGGACUUGAGAUCGGUCGCUUUGGUUCCACAAUCUGAAGUGCAAAUGCAUCUUCCAGCUCAAAUUGGGGAUUACACCGACUUCUAUUCAUCCAUCUAUCAUGCUACCAAUGUUGGUAUAAUGUUCAGAGGAAAGGAAAAUGCGUUGAUGCCAAACUGGAAAUGGCUUCCAGUCGGAUAUCAUGGGCGUGCUUCGUCUGUCGUUGUCUCCGGAACUGAUGUCAGACGACCGGUUGGACAAACGAAACCAGCUGAUGCAACUGAGCCAAUCUUCUGCCCAUCCAAGCUUCUUGACAUUGAGCUCGAAAUGGCCUUCUUCGUCGGUGGACCCGAAAAUCCGUUGGGAACUCGAGUGCCAAUUGAAAAAGCUGAGGAUCGUAUUUUCGGAGUUGUGCUCAUGAACGAUUGGAGUGCUCGCGAUAUUCAAGCUUGGGAAUACGUGCCAUUGGGCCCAUUCCUUGGAAAAUCGUUCGCGACCACCAUUUCACCAUGGAUCGUUACCAUUGAAGCACUUCGCCCAUUCAUGGUGGAAAACCCGAAGCAAGACCCAGUGCCACCAUCAUACCUUCACCAUGAUGAUCCAUUCACACUGGAUAUCAAUCUUGCUGUUAAUCUUAAGCCGGCUGGAGAAAGUGAAGAACACACCAUUUGCAAGACCAACUUCAAGCAUCUUUAUUGGACAUUGAAGCAGCAAUUGGCUCAUCAUUCUGUGAAUGGAUGCAACUUGAGAGCUGGUGAUUUGUGCGGAUCUGGCACUGUGUCAGGACCGGAAGAGGGAGAAUUCGGAUCGAUGCUUGAGCUCUCAUGGAGAGGCGCUAAAGAAAUCGCCGUUGGAAGUACCACCCGCAAGUUCUUGAAGGAUGGCGAUGAGGUCAAUCUUUCUGGAACAUGCGAGAAGAACGGACUUCGAAUUGGUUUCGGCGAAUGCCGCGGAAAAAUUUUGCCAGCAUAUUUCUAA